This is a messenger RNA of Python bivittatus (Burmese python), 3495 nucleotides long. The record is from RefSeq and is a predicted model, not a curated record. NCBI's taxonomy places the organism in Eukaryota, Metazoa, Chordata, Lepidosauria, Squamata, Pythonidae.
UCUGAAGACCUGCUUUCUUCAACCUGAAAAUGUCCAGCAGAAAUCUUGAGUAUGGACAGCUCCCGGAAUAUGAGAAAAGCCAGAUUAAAAGGACCUUGGAGCUGGGGACUGUUAUGACCGUGUACAGCCUCAAAAAAAGUAAUCCAGAGAGAAGAACAAUUCAGGUCAUUAUGGAAACCAGGCAGGUAGCUUGGAGUAAAACAGCGGACAAGAUAGAAGGAUUUUUGGAUUUAAUGGAAAUAAAGGAAAUCCGACCGGGGAAAAAUGCAAAGGAUUUUGAGCGCGGAAAGGCCACGCGUCAAAAAGAGGAACAUUGUUUCACCAUUUUAUAUGGUACUCAGUUUGUUCUCAACACUUUAAGUCUAGCAGCUGACUCAAAGGAUGAGGCUGACAAAUGGCUUUGUGGGUUGAGUAUUUUGCAUCAAGAAGCUAUAAAUGCAGGCACCCCAGCAGUUACAGAGAGCUGGCUCAGAAAGCUGAUUUACUCGGUGGAUCAAUCCAGAAGAAACAGCAUCAGCCUUAGAGAGUUGAAAACGAUACUUCCAUCAGUAAACUUCAAAGUGAACAGUGUGAAGUACUUGAAAGAUAAGUUUGCAGAAAUAAAAGCUGCUAAAGAAGAACUUAGCUUUGAGCAAUUUCAUCUUUUCUACAAGAAGAUUAUGUUUGAGCAACAGAAAUCGAUACUUGAUGAAUUCAAAAAGGAUUCUACUAUGUUCCUUUUAGGAAACACAGAUCGGCCAGAUGCAUCAGCAGUACAUUUGCAUGAUUUUCAGAGAUUUCUGCUACAUGAACAGCAGGAAUCUUGGGCACAGGAUCUUAGUAAAGUAAGAGAACGGAUGUCCAAGUUUAUAGAUGACACUAUGAGAGAAACAGAUGAACCUUUCCUCUAUGUUGAUGAGUUUCUUACUUACCUUUUUUCAAAAGAAAACAGCAUUUGGGAUGAGAAGUGUGCCUCAGUAGACCCACAAGACAUGAAUAACCCUUUGUCCCAUUAUUGGAUUUCUUCUUCUCAUAAUACGUAUCUCACAGGGGAUCAGCUUCGUAGCGAAUCUUCCACAGAAGCCUACAUCAGAUGUCUCCGAAUGGGGUGCCGCUGUAUUGAAUUGGAUUGCUGGGACGGUCCUGAUGGGAAGCCCAUUAUCUAUCAUGGAUGGACACGGACAACCAAAAUUAAAUUUGAUGAUGUUGUGCAAGCAAUCAAGGACUAUGCAUUUGUAACAUCUGAGUACCCAGUGAUUUUGUCAAUCGAGGAGCACUGCAGCGUGGAGCAGCAACGUCACAUUGCAAAAGUGUUUAGGGACGUGUUUGGGGACCAGCUUCUAACAAAGCCCGUUGAAGCCAGCGCGGAUCAGCUACCAUCCCCAACUCAGUUGAAAGGAAAGUUUAUCAUCAAGCAUAAAAAAUUGGGGCCAAAAGGUGAUGUAGAUGUGAACACAGAAGAUAAGAAAGAAGAAAAAAAGCAACAAGGAGAACUCUACAUGUGGGACACCAUUGACCAGAAAUGGACUCGUCAUUAUUGUGCUGUGGCCAGUGGAAAACUCUCCUUCAGUGAUGAUAUCGAACAGAAUACCGAGGAAGAACCAUCAAAGGAAGUGAAACACACUGAGCUGCACUAUGGUGAGAAGUGGUUCCAUGGGAAGAUGAAAGAAGGGAGAACCACAGCAGAAAAGCUCCUGCAAGAAUAUUGUGCUGAAAUGGGUGGCAAGGAUGGGACCUUCCUAGUGAGGGAGAGUGAAGCCUAUCCGAAUGAUUACACCCUCUCGUUCUGGAGAUCAGGUAGAGUCCAACACUGCCGUAUCCGUUCUUCUUCAGAUGGAGAGAACAUAAAAUAUUACCUGACUGACAACCUCACCUUCGAUAGCAUUUGUGACCUAAUCCAGCAUUAUAAAGAAGCACACUUGCGAUGUGCUGAGUUUGAGCUGCGUUUGACCGACGCUGUACCGAAUCCCAGACCUCAUGAAUCGAAGAAUUGGUACUACAGUAACCUGAGUCGUGGAGAAGCAGAAGACAUGUUGAUGCGCAUUCCAAGGGAUGGAGCGUUUUUGAUAAGGAAGAGAGAUGAACCAGACUCGUAUGCCAUGACUUUCAGAGCGGAGGGGAAAGUGAAGCAUUGUCGAAUCAAGCAAGAAGGCCGUCUCUUUGUCCUGGGAACCUCUGCUUAUUUUGAGAGUUUAGUGGAGUUAGUGAACUACUAUGAGAAGCACCCCCUGUACAGGAAGAUGAAGCUGCGCUAUCCGGUGACCGAGGAACUUCUGGAGCGUUAUAGCAUGGAGAAAGAUCCUAGCUCUUUAUAUGAAGUCAAGAUGUAUGUAGAGCCCACCGAAAUAACACCUUCUGUGCCCCAGAGAACAGUUAAAGCCUUGUAUGACUAUCAAGCUAAGAGGGAUGAUGAGCUGACGUUCUGUCGGGGAGCCUUAAUUCAUAAUAUCUCCAAAGAAAGUGGUGGCUGGUGGAAAGGUGAUUAUGGGUACAAGGUCCAACAUUAUUUUCCAUCCAAUUAUGUUGAAGACAUGUCAUACGAUAGCACGGAGGAGCUUGAGAACCAGAUCUUUGAGGACAAUCCUUUAGGGUCACUGUGUCGGGGUAUUCUGGAUCUCAAUUUAUAUACAGUAGUGAAAAUGCCUCAAGGAAACCAUGGGAAGAGUUUUGUCUUUGUCCUAGAACCCAAGAAUCCUGACGACCCUCCUGUUGAGUUUGCCACCGAUAAAGUGGAAGAGUGGUUUGAGUGGUUUCAGAGCAUCAGGGAAAUCACAUGGAGAACUGCUGAAGAGAAAACUUUAAAGGGAUACUUGGAAAAGAAGCAGUUAAUUGCCAUGGAAUUAUCUGACUUGGUAAUCUAUUGCAUACCAACAAGCAAAACCAAGGACAACCUCGAUAAUCCCGAUUUCAAAGAAAUUCGUUCUUUUGUGGAAACCAAAGCAGAAAGUAUUGUCAAGCAGAAACCAGUUGACCUACUAAAAUACAACCAGAAGGGACUGACUCGAAUUUAUCCAAAAGGGCAAAGAGUGGAUUCCUCAAAUUAUGAACCUUUUCGCUUCUGGUUUUGUGGGGUACAGAUGGUGGCUCUUAAUUACCAGACACCAGAUAAAUACAUGCAAAUGAAUCAAGCUUUGUUCUCACUGAAUGGUUGGGCUGGGUAUGUGCUCCAGCCAGAAAGCAUGAGAAGUGAGGCCUAUGACCCGGUGCCAAAUGAAUCCAAGAAGAAACUGCAAAUGAUUUUGACAGUGAGGGUCAUUGGUGCUCGCCAUCUUCCCAAGUCGGGUAGAAGCAUCGCAUGUCCAUUUGUAGAGGUGGAGAUCUGCGGGGCUGAAUAUGACAACAAUAAGUUCAAGACAACUGUUGUGAGUAAGUACUGUUUGCUGUUCCUUGAAAGUUGGGUUCCACCUUUUAAUGUCAAAGAGAACGAUUGUGGUGUAAAUGAUUGAGGAUGGGUUGAGAAUCUACAAGUUGCAUCUGCAUCUUCUUAAUAAGCUAUUUUUUUUUCUGUUUGGAGGG